This is a messenger RNA of Cavia porcellus (domestic guinea pig), 2835 nucleotides long. RefSeq names its product thymocyte selection associated family member 2 (gene Themis2). The transcript is spliced from 7 exons. The record is from RefSeq and is a predicted model, not a curated record. Lineage: Eukaryota; Metazoa; Chordata; Mammalia; Rodentia; Caviidae. Bases 42 to 2078 code for a protein of 678 amino acids. Gene Ontology annotation, cellular component: cytoplasm; nucleus. Gene Ontology annotation, biological process: T cell receptor signaling pathway.
GGUCGCUGGGGUCACGCAGAGCUAGACGAUCAGCCGGGACCAUGGAGCCCGUGUCGCUGCAGGACUUCGUGCGGGGCUUGGACCCCGCCUCCUUGCCGCGCGUGCUGCAAGUCUACUCCGGAGUCUACUUUGAGGGCUCUGUCUACGAGAUCUGUGGGAAUGAGUGCUGCCUGUCCACAGGAGACCUCAUGAAGGUCAUACAGGUUCGCCUGCAGAAAGUGGUCUGUAAGAACCCAGACACGGGUCAGACGUUGGAGCUGCCCCCCAACUUCCAGGGCUACUUCAGACCUCUUUCUAUCUCAAAGAGCUACGGGACCCUGCAAGAGCUGGUCUCUGCCACAGCUCAGAGCACCACAGGGCUGCCUCUUUGCUUCAUGUCCACGCGGAGCAUUGUCACAAAGGCCAGGGAGGUGCCCGAAGAGCAGCCCCUCGUGCUUGAGGGCAUGGAAAUGCACCAUGGGACCCGCUAUGCACGCUGCAGCUUGGGCUCUGAGGUCCAGCAGGUCAUCGUGCACCUGCCCCUAACCCAGGAAGGGCCUUUCUGGACAUGGGAGCCUGGUAGCCCCCAAACUCUGCUCCAGAUCCUGCAAGACCCAGCCCUGAAGGACCUCAAGCUCACCUGCCCUGCCCUCCCGUGGCACUCUGUGGUCCUGAGGCCUGAGUAUGAGGUCCAAGCCAUCAUGCACAUGCGCAAGACCGUGGUCAGGAUUCCCUCCACCCUGGAGGUCGAGGUCCAGGACGUCACUGCCUCCUCCCAGCAUGUCCACUUCAUCAAACCACUGCUGCUGAGCGAGGUCCUGGCCCAGGGAGGCCCCUUUCCCCUGCUCACGGAGAUCCUGGAAGCCCCGGAGGGGCCCCCCAUCUUCCUCAGCCCAUGGGUGGGCUCCCUGCGGAAGGGCCAGAGGCUCUGCAUCUACGGCUUGGCCUCUCCUCCCUGGCGGGUCCUGGCCUCCAGCAAGGGCCGGAAGGUGCCCCGGCACUUCAUGGUCUCGGGAGCCUACCAGGGGAAGCUGCGGCGGCGGCCCCGGGAGUUCCCCACGGCUUAUGACCUCCUGGGUGCGCUGCAGCCUGGGCAGCACCUCCGGGUUGUGGUGACGAAGGACUGUGACGAGGGGGACGAGGACCCUGCGUUCCCCUCCUUGGCUAUAGGCGACCGGCUGGAGGUGUUGGGGCCCGGCCAGAUCCUUGGAACCCAAGGACAGGACAUAGAUGUCUUGAUGUGCGUGCGGCUGAGCGAGGAGGCCGAGGAGGAGGAGGAAGAACCCGGGGAAGUGGAAGAGCACCAGGAGCAGGUUCUGCUGCCCCUCUACCUCCCCUGCGGCCUGGUGGAGGAGAUGAACGACGGCCGGCGCUACAGCCUCGCAGAUCUGACUCACCAGCUGUCCCUGCCCUGUGAGGUCAAGGUAGUGAGCAAGGACCCUGGCCAUCCUGCUGACCCUCUGUCUUCCUUCCCUGGCCUGCGAUUGGAAGAGAAGAUCACAGAGCCCUUCUUAGUGGUGGGCCUCGCCUCCCAGCCAGGAACAGUCUUUGAGAUUCCGCCCCGGUGGCUGGACCUGACUGUGGUGGAGGCCGAAGACCAGCCAGGUCAGCUGGCCACGUCUCUCCCUCUGGCCACAGUGGAAGAGCUGUCCGAAACCUUCUACUACAGCCUCCGGAAGUUACCUGCCAGUGGGAGCCAGGCCCCCCCACCGAGGCCCCCCAAAAGCCAAGGCCUAGGGGAGCAGAGGAGACAGAGCUUCAAGGAGCAAAAUGCCAAGGUGCGUCCUCCGAAGCAGGACCCUGGUGUGCACAGCUCUUCUCACCACGCCCCCAAGUCCCCGCUGCCGCCCAGACCAAAGAGUAAGACUUUGCCACAGGCCUCCAGGAAUUUAUACAGCAAGGUAUCUCUUCACAUGGGCUUCAAGUCCACAAAGGCCCAAAAAGAGGAUCCAGCACUGGAGAUUGAACCGAAGGGGUCACCCAUAGCAGGCAGGCACUCUGCCUCUGCCCCACAUCCCUGGCCUGGCCUGGACCCUUACAUAGAUAUGGAUGAACAUGACUAUGAAGAAGUAGUGGAGCAUUUUCGGAAAACCAUCUAGGCCCUGGAGGAGCCGAGUUCCCCAACCACUGCUUCUCCAGGAUUCAGGAUACCAGACAACCCAUAGGAGCCGCUGAAAGACCGGGGUGAAUCUCACAGCGAUCAGACUCAAAUGUGGAAAGGAACUGAAAUAGGGUGGACACUGCACUGGCUUCCUGUGGGUUCUAGGUUCCUGAUACGGGUGUGGGGGCUGGUACGUUGGGGCCCAGCAUCUUGCACAUGACUCCCUCGGCCUCAGAGCUCCAGUGUCCAGAGCAGCCUGCUGGGUUCUACUCAAUCUCAAAUUGCUACUGCUGUCCCAGUGGUGGACACAGAGAUUGCAAAGGCCAUGAACCCCAGUGCCAGCUGCCUUUUGUAUAGGAGAUUUGCACCUGAUCACAUGGUGCUGAGAGCCCACUCUGGCCCCUCGCCUGCUCCUGCCUUCCUGGCUCUAAGCGCCUAGGAGACCUGGGCUGUCUCCUUAUCCUCGUCUUAGUCACUCAGAACAUGACCAGCACUCUGUAAAUGGGACUCACACACAUGAAUGGGGAAUUUGGCUUCAGGAGCAAACUUUUAGGGCCUUGUACAGGAAAAGCUGGUGCUGGAACUCAGGGAGCCAAUUCACAAGGGGCCUCAUGAAGACCCAGAGCCGAAGGGACUGGCAGGUUUCUUCAGGUGGUGCCAAGAUCUUAAUAAAACUGCGAGGGACUACCCGAGAGUGUGCUUUUCCAAAGCAGUGGAAUAAAGAUGUCUGAGCUUCUGUCUGAUUAUCAUUUAAA